Messenger RNA from Paramisgurnus dabryanus, 3172 nucleotides. The record is from RefSeq and is a predicted model, not a curated record. NCBI's taxonomy places the organism in Eukaryota, Metazoa, Chordata, Actinopteri, Cypriniformes, Cobitidae.
CUGUGCGGCUCCAAAACAAAUUUGACAGUCAGGCCGGUUUGACGACUUGAAGGCGGAUCCGCAUAUGAGUCUCCUGCUGUGUGGGUAGUGUCAUAAGGAAAUCCGUCUUGGACUCAUUAUCAGUAUAUAAGUGAUGCUUUAAACUUUGAAAAACAACUUUUUCUCAAGAGAACGAUGGAUGCUCUGACAGUUCUUCUUUGUGUUCUUCUAACCACUACAGGCUUUCAAGGAUUCAGCAAAGCAACAACCAUUCGGACAUUGACAACAGACUCUUAUGAUACAACAUUGGAUCCAUCAGCAGAUUCCAAAUCAUGCAGGAAUUAUUGUGGAUAUAGUUAUACCACUUGUUCAUGCGACGACAACUGCCAGUACAACAGAAACUGUUGCCUUGACUACAAAAACUACUGUGUAAAAACAACUGACUGGCCAGUUUUUGUGACAACUAAAGCUGCAGAUACAACAACAUCCUCAGAUGGCUCCUCCUGCAGGGAUAGCUGUGGCUCAUUUGUUGGCACUUGUGCAUGUUACAGUGCUUGUCAAGAUCUGGGUAACUGUUGCCCUGACUUUAAAACCUACUGCUCAUUGACAACUUAUAAACCGGAUCCAACAGUUUGGGAAGAUGAGUUUUUCUCAUGUGUGUAUAACUGUGGCAUUGACUUUGGCAUCUGCUCUUGCGAAAGCUCCUGUCAGUACUAUGGCAACUGUUGCUUUGACUUUAAGUGGAAUUGCCUAGUGCCCACAACAACCAGUACAACCCCCAUGACAUCAACCUCGACAGAAUUGUCCACAACAACCAGUACAACCAUGACAACAGAACAUAUUUAUGUGGAUUACUUUUGCGCAUAUAACUGUGAUAUUGACUUUGGCCCUUGUUCAUGCAAGAGCUCUUGUCAGUACCAUGGCAACUGUUGCCCUGACUACGAGUGGUCUUGCCCAGGGUCCACAAUAACCAUGACAACAGGCUCGACAGAACUGUCCACAACCAUGACAACAGGCUCGAAAGAGUUGUCCACAACAACCAGUACAACCAUGACAACAGGCUCGACAGAACUGUCCACAACAACCAGUACAACCAUGACAACAGAACAUAUUUAUGUGGAUUACUUUUGCGCGUUUAGCUGUGAUAUUGACUUCGGCCCUUGUUCAUGCAAGAGCUCUUGUCAGUACCAUGGCAACUGUUGCCCUGACUACGAGUGGUCUUGCCCAGUGUCCACAACAACCACUACAACCAUGACAACAGGCUCGACAGAACAUAUUUAUGUGGAUUACUUUUGCGCGUUGAGCUGUGAUAUUGACUUUGGCCCUUGUUCAUGCAAGAGCUCUUGUCAGUACCAUGGCAACUGUUGCCCUGACUACAAGUUGUACUGCCCAGUGUCCACAACAACCAAGACAACAGGCUCGACAGAACUGUCCACAACAACCAGUACAACCAUGACAACAGGCUCGACAGAACUGUACACAACAGCCAGUACAACCAUGACAACAGAACAUAUUUAUGUGGAUUACUUUUGCGCGUUUAGCUGUGAUAUUGACUUCGGCCCUUGUUCAUGCAAGAGCUCUUGUCAGUACCAUGGCAACUGUUGCCCUGACUACGAGUGGUCUUGCCCAGUGUCCACAACAACCACUACAACCACUACAACCAUGACAACAGGCUCAACAGAACAGUCCACAACAACCAGUACAACCAUGAAAACAGGCUCGACAGAACAUAUUUAUGGGGACCACUUUUGCGCGAAAAGCUGUGAUAUUGACUUUGGCCCUUGUUCAUGCAAGAGCUCUUGUCAGUACCAUGGCAACUGUUGCGCUGACUAUGAGUUGUAUUGCCCAGCGCCUACAACCUCAUGGCCACCCAUAACAGAUAAUCACCCAGCAUGUGGAGCACUCCUGUAUGGUUCUGGGCUGUUUUCCAGUCCCAACUAUCCACACUAUUAUUACGACAAUGCAUACUGUGUGUGGUAUCUUUCUGCUCAGCCAGGACAGAGGCUCUUCUUGUCAUUUGCCGAUGUACAAUUGGAUCGCUGCUGUGACUGUGACUACAUCUCUGUACAUGAUGGUUCUUCUAUUGGUCAUCAACAAUUGGGAAGGAUCUGCUUCAAUGACACCACACACCAGACGUUUCACUCAUCUUCUCGAUACUUGACCGUUGUCUUCAGGAGUGACCACUCUGGUGUCAGCCAUGGCUUUAAAGCCCAGUUCACAAGCUCUCUGACCGCAGAUCAAGGUCGUGUGGACUGUUCUUCAGACAACAUGGUCAUUGUCAUUAGAACAUCGUACCUGAAUUCACUUGGGUUCAAUGGAAAUGACCUUUAUGUGGAUGACCAUCGGUGCAGACCCACCAUUAACAGUACUGAGGUUGUGUUCCGCUUCUCUCUCAACACGUGCGGCACUGGCAAAGAGAUGAUGAAUGGUUAUGUUGCUUACACCAACAACGUGCGGGCAUCUCAGUCUCAAUCGGGCGAGAUCACCCUUCAGCCACAGUUUCUGUUACAUGUGGGCUGCAGAAUGGAGCCGGACACUGUGGUGCAGAUACUCUACAAGGCUAAAGAGGACAUCAAUGCUAACAUCACAGGAGCGGGUCGCUUUAAUGCCAGCAUUGCCUUUUUCACCUCUAGCAGUUUCAACCAACAAAUGUAUGACUCUCCAUAUGAGGUGAACCUUAACCAAUACAUGUAUGUUCAGGUUUGGCUAAACAGACCUGAUACGAGCCUGGAUCUCUUCCUGGAGACCUGUGUUGCAUCUCCAGAUCCAAAUGACUUCAAAACCCGCUCCUAUGACCUGCUGCGUAAUGGAUGUCCUAGAGACAGCACAUAUUAUUCCUACAUCAACGGUCAGCAGUAUUACGCACGGUUCCGUUUCCAGGCUUUUAAGUUCCUUCGGACACAUGCCAAUGUGUACCUGCAGUGUAAGGUGAUCAUUUGCCCUGAUAAUGAUUACAACUCUCGGUGUCGUCAGGGGUGCCGUUUACGUCGCAAGAGGUCCCUUGAAUCCAACCACCACACCAAUACUGUGAUACUGGGGCCAAUCACACUCAAAGGAGAAAGGCCUGGUGUGAAGAAGUCUGAGAAGAGAAAGAAAUGAAGAGAUCAUCUUCAUUGCCUGAAAACAGUGAUAAUUAUCAAAAAUCCCUGUUAACCACUUCUGAAUCCAAAUCAAUAAAGCAUUCCUAAACAGC